CUCUGCUCCCCACACGCAUCACUUUUUCAUUUUCUCUCUCUACACUCUACAAUCUCAAACCAACCCAAGUACCCCAACCCCCUUUGCGUCCUCUCUCUUAGCUACUUUUAUUUCUCUACUUUGCUUUUCUCUCUCUACCCCGCUCCCUCCCUCCUCAACGAUAUAUCUCUCUCCCUUCGCGGUUCGCGCUCUCUAUCUCUCUCCCACGCCUUACGACAUAUCUCCUAUCCUCCCAGAGUUUUCAACUCUCUUCUGAAGCUAAAGUUCCCGUUAUUCUCUACUGCCAUGGAACACAGCAAGACCACCACUGCCCCAACUGUCACCAACAAGAGGGUCCGAGAUGACUCGGAUAACUUGGAAUCGGACUCGCCCGAGGCGAAGAGAAUCCGAGAUAACCUCCUUGAUAUCCUCAACGACACUGAUACCGUUGUUGACCGGAACCCCGCAAACCAAGACCUGGCAUCCGUCAUGAAGAGUUUCGAAGAAGAAAUAUCUCUCCCCACCUCCCUGCCUUCGGAGACGGAGACGGAUAUAACUCCUCAGUCGGACUCCGGCGAGUCACAGCCCGAUCUUGGUUAUCUUCUGGGAGCCUCGGAUGAUGAGCUUGGUCUGCCGCCAACUUUCUCACCGUCCUCUGGUGAGGAAAAAAGUGAAGAGGAUAUAUUACGUGUUUCGUCUGAUGCCGUUGGAUAUGAUAAGUUUUGGGGGUUCGAGGAUGAGAUCCCGGUCUAUGACUCGUUGUGUUUUGGGAUCAACGACGAGAAUAGCAACAACGACAGUAACAACAACAACAACAGCACCGGCGAGUUUGUAGCCUUGGGGGGGUUGUUUGACUACCCAGAUGUGUUUUCUGGGUCAUCCGAUUAUUCGGAUUUUUCGUGGCGCCCCGAGUCCUUGCCGGCGCUGUAAACCGUACAGAUGCCGUCGACAUGCCGGGCUUUUAAACCGGCGCCGGUUGUAGGGCCUACUGUUUAUAACAGUUACGUGUAAAUUUAAGAAAAAAUUUGGAAAAACUUCAGUCAAAAUCAGAAGUCCUUGAAGCUUUAAAUGGUGAGACAUUCGUUGGUUCUUUGUAUCAGAUCAUAUCCUAUUAUUGCAUCCUCUCUCUCCCUUAAA
This is a messenger RNA of Nelumbo nucifera (sacred lotus), 1116 nucleotides long. The record is from RefSeq and is a predicted model, not a curated record. NCBI's taxonomy places the organism in Eukaryota, Viridiplantae, Streptophyta, Magnoliopsida, Proteales, Nelumbonaceae.